GGUGCAUGGUGGGGAAGUACCGAACUGCCUGGGGGAAACUCUUGAGGCAUCUUCGACGGUUCAUCGAAGAAGCGGUUCGCGGUAGUCCAUCAAUGCCGUCGUGCUCGACUGAAUGCGACCUCAUACUCAUAUUGUACAUCACCGUAUAAUACUUUCGUAAUAUUUAUUUUACCGUGUGGUUAAGACAGUGUUUGUCGCGAAGUUUGAGACGUUGCUUUAGGCGCAGCAAGGUAGUUGGACUUGCGGGGUGGUUAUUGUGACUUUUGGCUUAUAUUUUGUUUAAAGAAAUUUACCUAGAAUGGGGAGGUAUCUCAUUUUAAAAUUAGGUCUGGCCAUAACUUUUUACGCUGUCUACUGCCUUAGACCUAUGCUUGUGUAUAGCUUGGAGGCUGACAAUGAAGUAGACCACUCGAAAGUGACCCAACCAAACCAUGAGUUCUUUAAUUACUUUCAAGGAGUCGACGGACGGCCUGGAAUAGAUUUCCCUGUAUAUUCCUUCAUUCCGAGAACCUCUUUUAGCUGUAGGGGGAUCGAGUCUGGAUACUAUGCAGAUCUUGAAACAGAUUGUCAAGUUUUUCAUAUAUGCGAAGAUAGCCGAAAAAUAUCGUUUUUAUGUCCAAAUGGAACUAUUUUUCAGCAGUCUGAAUUAAUUUGUGAAUGGUGGAAUAAAGUAAAUUGCUCAAACUCUCCCAAUUUAUACGAGGAAAGCGCCGAAAGGCUACAAAAUGAUGUAGCACGUAGAAAAUUAGCCAACCGAAAAGUUGUACCUGGUGGUACUAAUAGUCAACAUGGUGCAAUUAUGCGAACAGAAGAACGAUCAUCCGUACGUGUAACCCAAAAUGGUAAAAAUUAUCCAGGACGUCAGCAACAGCGGCAAAGUCAAAGAAUCAACAAUUACAGAACACCCAGCAAUAAUGACAUUGAGCAAAUAAUUGAGGAAUCAGAAUCAAACAACAGAUAUUUAGCAAAUGCCCAAAAUAAUUUGGUAUCAAAUAGUCAGUACGAUCAACUAGAACAGAGACAUCCAAACCACAAUUACAAUGUUGACCAAAAUAAUAGAAAUAGUCAAAGAGGCAGAUCUAAAGCAUCAAAGAAAGAUGUCGAUAAAGAAACUGGAAAUUAUUUAAACACUAAUUAUGAUAAACACGUAGCUCGUAAUUCUAAAAGUAGUAUCAACAAAAAUAGUGAUCAAACACAAAAAGAUUACUAUGUACAGUUUGGAGCUACAAAUAGGGAAGCUGAAGCUAUUACUGAAACCUACCAAACAACUUUAAAUAAUUUUUAUUCAACUAGCAAAAAAAAAGAAAACAGCUUCAGCAAUACUCGAAAUAGUCAUGAAAGUAGAAGUAAAACUACUUAUUCUACAGAGCCUUCUACAGCUACAUAUUAUGAUUAUAGUGAAGAAAGGGGGUCUUCAAAUAAUGUCUUUGGAACAAGAACAACUUCAAGAGUUAAAAAUAAUUUAUUUAGUUCUAAUAUAGCUUCGACUACAACUCAGGCUACAACAACAAAACAACCUUAUUCUGUGCCCUCUGUUACAUUUAUUCAGAGUACUACUGCUUCCUUAGAGGAAACGACAACUGCAGAUCCAUUUGCUUAUGGGACAGCAGUUAAAGAAAGAUUUAGCAGUUAUGAUGCAAGAAAAUCAUCAUCCAAAGAUAAAACUCUAAGAAAAAUUGAUGAAAUAUACCAAGCAAGUUUAAAUAAUAUCAAUAACUUAAAUAAAUUCAAGGUUUCCACUCCAAUAACUACAUAUUCACCUCCAAUUAAAAGUUUAAAUAUUGGAACAACCAACUCAAUAAAUUAUCAGGACUCAGGAGAGACUCAAGUUCCACAAGAAUCGUCGUCUUUUGUAAAAAGCCCAUUCAAUAGCAUAUCUGAAGACACAAUAAAAUCUUCAUCUAGCAAACCUUACCCCAAUCACAGAAGUACCUAUUCUGAUGUACAGAAACUUAUUCAUUUAGAAGCCCCUAAAGUAUCAGCAAUAUCUUCAAUUACUCCUCAUUUGGUUACUACACAACCCAUUAAUAAGGGGAAACCUUUUGUCGGAAGUAGAGUCGGUAGUACUAUUUUACCCAAUCAAAAAACGACACAUUCAAAAUAUACCUAUUUACCAACCACAAGUCCCAGCACCAAACCAACUGUAAUCCUAGGAGUUCUUCGUCAUAAGUCCACAACCUCAUUGCCACCCUAUGGUCCUCUUGAACUACAUACAAAUAAUUUUGAACAAAUCGAAGAAAAUGAUCUAUUUAAUACUGGAAACACAGACAAAGUUCUACCAGAAGUUCAAACAUUUGCUCCUUUAGCAACAAAUUCAUUGCCAACUGAUAUAUUUAAUGUUGGUAAACCUGAUACAACUUUGCGACCAAAUAUUUUACCUGAUAUUGAGAAUUCGAGCGAAACAGAUGGAUCUUUUGAAAGUAAACGCACAGAACUGUUUAACGUAGGAAAAGUAAAUCAUGCUUUACUAGCAAGUAUUACCCCGAAACUCGAAACAACUACCGAACCGCAAUUUAAAAUUAGCGUUCCAGAACAAGGCUCUUUAAAUAUUUAUCAAGGUCAAGAACCUGUUAAUGAACCACCAUUUGUGAAAAAGACCGUAUCAUUGCUUUACCCUGGUUUAAGUAGUACGGAGAAUUCAGUUGAUCAUGCCACAGUAUAUGGCAGGUAUGUAUCUAGUACCGCAAGAAGUUCUACAAAAAAUACGCCCUAUAGUCCUACAGUACCCACGGUUACGCAAAGCGCUUUUAUUACCAGUACUACGACGCGAAAACCAAAAGAAUUUACGAAUCAGGGAAUUCCAGUAAAAUUCACCAAUGGGCAAGAUAAAAUUUCUAUUCAUCUUUCAAAAAAUGUUGGUGGUCAAAGUAAUGAGAUACCGGCACGUGGAAAUGCUAUUCAGCCAUUAAAAAUUGGUGCAGUAUUACGAUUUGGCGAUAAGCAAAUUACAACAACUAUUAGACCAGACGGAUUCAAAAAUGGAUUCUAUAUUACAAAGGGCUUUAGUGAGGAAGUUGAUGACUUUUCUAGGGUGCCAGUCAAAUCUAAACUUGAAAAACCAAGACCGUUUGCAAAAAGUUUAAGUUUUGAACAAGAAAAUAAUGCAGGUUUAUCAGUAAACCAGCCAAAUAUAAAUUCAAAUAGUUUUCCGCCCUAUCAGACCUCUAGUGCAAGACCCUUUGAAUUAAACGAUGUAACUUCACCUACCACAUUCUCCAAAUCUUCUUCUAGUAUAAGUAAUAAUGCCUAUGAAAAUCUCGAUAAUAUGAUAGGAGUUUUGCAAGAAAUUGCCAAUUAUAAUUCUAAAAAAAAUAGUGAUGGUGAAAACCAAUCAGGUUUUGAGAUCCCACCCUCGGUUAGUCCUCAAACACUGCAUUCUUUAGUUCAAUAUUUUGCCCAUGACCUUCAUCAAAACGACACCAUAAAUGAAGUUCUAGAGCCUGAUACGAAAGAAAAAAUAACAACACUACUAACAGCAAUGACAGUUCACGGCUAUCACAACUUGUUUAAUGUUGGUUUGACAUCUACGCCAAUUCCGCCAACCAGUCCACCUCAAAUAAGUAGUACAGAACCUACAUCCAUAAGAUUUGGGGGAGGAAAUAAUGAAAGCUCAGUAGGAGUAGACACGACUACUACCGGUGAAGUUGAACUUCUACCCACCACUUCUAUUCCAGAACUAAGGCAGCUAGCAAGAAACUUUUCUUUGGCUUUGUCUAGUUACCUCAAUGAUCCAAAUACAUUUAGAAAAAGUCUUGAAGGAUUAAGACCUACAGAGCCUCCACCAUUAGAUGGAAGUGAUAAUAUAGAUUCAAGUACGAGCGAAGACGAGCUAUUAAACUUCUCAGACGCUGAUAUUAAGCCUAGUACUCCGGCUGCGCCUUCACCUACCUGGGGAUAUAUCUUAGCUGCAGAAGCUAGUAAAGCUCAACAAGAUGAAGUUAAAAAUUCUCUCAAUCCGGACCUACAUACAGCUGAUUCUCAGUCAUUUAUUCCCAGGUUUAAUAAAGUGCAAGUUGAAGAAAAAACUACAAAAGCGUUUACUGAUUUACCAGUUAAUCACUGGACUUCUAACACUGCUGCUACUAAGCUAUGGCAAAAGGCAUUAUCGGUUAAUCCGGCAAUAGUAAAUGACCACUUUGAAACUACAUUAUCUAGUAUAGUUUUAGAUGAUGAAACGACCGAACCAGAACUGUUUAAUGCAGAAAUACUACCAAAAAUUAGCGAGCCUCUUUCAGAAGUCAAGUAUGACUUGAGGGAAUUACCUCCUUUAUCACUAAAUGCCACACAGGUUCACGGUAUUCUGAUCGAUUUCAUGAACCAUACGAGGUCCGACGAACAUAAUCGCCUUAGUAGAAUCUUAAAGAAACUCAACACUUCAGAAGAGGAGUUCUUAAAUCGCAUGCAAGAAAUCGAAUCCAAUCCACUCACUAAACGACUUGUACUUCUAUUAAUCAGCGAGUGUGGAGCUAAUAUAACACAAGAUCUCGGACUACAAAGCUACAAAGCAAAUAGCGAAAGUAGCGAGUCGCAAAUAGUCUCAGCGAGUAGUUCAGCCGCUACAGCCAGGUCAGUACAUGGAGCCAGUGUAGAAAAUCACUCCUUAGGAAAGCUACUAAGUGAGAGUUUAAGUGAAGAAGAUCAAGAUAGUAGGGCAUUGCAAUUGUUGAAUAGCUUGUAUACUAUUGCUUCUAGAUUUGGAAAAAAGCGAUAGCCUUACGGAAAUAACAGACUGUUAUUAGUAUUUCUUCCAUCAAUAUACCAUUCUUACUAGGGUAUCAUAGGGGUUAAAAAAUAAAACUAAAUGUAUUUUUAAUAAUGACUUUGGCCUACGUGACAAGUUCUAUCUUAGUUAUCCUUAUUUAAAUUGUGUAUAAUAUAUAGAUCUUUUCACGGGGUUUUAGUUGUGAUUUGAAAUGCUAGUAAUAAUGAAUGCAUUUUUGCUAUAAUUUACUUUAAUAUCUGUGAAAACAACUUUUACUAGUAACGCUUAAUUGUAAAAAUAUGAUUUUAUGUGUGCAACCUUGCCUUACUGCAAACAGUUUUUUUAGUUUUAAUUAUAAGACAUUUUAUGAAAAAAAUGCCCUUACCUACAUGUAGCUGCAAAUGCUUAGAUGCUUAGUGGUUUUUGAAUCGGGAGUGCAUGAAAUAAUUUAAUGACUAAAUAAGGUCUUAAUGUUAUGCUGAUUAUAAGCAGAGUAUUUUGAUAAUGUACAGUAAAAUGACAUUUUAGUUUUAAUAUUUUCUCUUUUGUAUUCCCGUAUAUCUACUUUAUGCUUAGAAUAUAUUUUGGGAUAUUUUGUUGAUUUUUGGUUAGUGUAAAUCAAACUAUGUACUGAAAAAAUAUAAGAGCUUGUGAAUAUUUUUUAAAAUAAUUAUAGAAUAAUCUGUAAGUUAUUUAUAUCAUUUUAUAUAACCAACAUACUUUUUUUGGUAUUUUAAAGUUUCUUAAAACGAAAAAAAACACAAAUUAAACUGGGUUUCCUUAUAUAAAACUAAUUAAGUUUGAGCUAAUUAAGCUAAUAUUUAAAUCAAAUCUAUCUUAGUCUAAGUGUGCCUGUAGAAAGAGAAAUCUAGCUUUGAUCACAUUUGAAAAUAGGUAAUUAGCAUUUUUAACAUACUUAGACAUACAUUUUUUUUACAUUGAAAAAUUACUCAGUUAUAGCAUUU
Molecule: messenger RNA, 5667 nt
Organism: Anthonomus grandis grandis
Lineage: Eukaryota; Metazoa; Arthropoda; Insecta; Coleoptera; Curculionidae
Gene: Cpap1-j
Exons: 13
Coding region: 299-4711 (1470 amino acids)
Cellular component (GO): extracellular region
Molecular function (GO): chitin binding
Source: RefSeq, a predicted model, not a curated record